This is a messenger RNA of Verruconis gallopava, 2922 nucleotides long. RefSeq lists its product as uncharacterized. NCBI's taxonomy places the organism in Eukaryota, Fungi, Ascomycota, Dothideomycetes, Venturiales, Sympoventuriaceae. The transcript has 3 exons. Gene Ontology annotation, molecular function: RNA polymerase II cis-regulatory region sequence-specific DNA binding; DNA-binding transcription factor activity, RNA polymerase II-specific. Gene Ontology annotation, cellular component: nucleus. The record is from RefSeq and is a predicted model, not a curated record. Gene Ontology annotation, biological process: regulation of transcription by RNA polymerase II. Bases 930 to 2468 code for a protein of 512 amino acids.
GUUCAAGCUAAAACCAGGUUGCGCCGCCGUCUCCUUCGAGUGUCCGGAAACGGCGUGUCGGUGCUCGAUGGUCCAGAAUACCUCAAUCCGGCAUGCAACGUCCGCCUUCAGCCACCUGAUCGUGUAUUGUGUCGCAACGUGCUGCGAACAGCACAAGUUCAAUCUUCUCCUGGCAUCAUAUCAUCUCCACCAUUGAUCUUACAAAUAAUUGUCAGUUUCCAUCGACAAAGCCAAAACAAAUCUCUUUUGAUCUCCUUUACCUCUGUCAUAGUUCUCAGCUCUCAGAAAACUACACGGCUACGAGCACUUGUUUUACACAAAGGCAAGCAGCACGGGUGUGUGUGAAGUGGCCUCUUCUGCAUGGCAUUAUCCCACUGCAUAUGGCAAUAGCAAAAAUUUUGUCUUUUGUGUCCAACGACGCGGAGCUACUGUAAUCGCUGCCUGUAUCCGCUGUCAAAGGCGGUCAGCUGCAAGAGUUCGCCUCUCUUUCACCACGAAGCAUUUUGCAAACCACCAGGACUGAGUCCUUAAUAGACUGGGCAAAACUUAGUGGAGACAAGACGAAGAACAAUUUUCUCUGCAUAGGCAUCUUAUGAUUCAGGUGUAUCGUCAGCUGUCAGAUCCUGCGGGAACGUUGCAUCCAAUCCCAUCCUCUUACGACCACGCUAUCUGCACACGCCGAUAUUGAAACACCUCAGUCCAAGCUACUUCGCGCUAAAGAAGUUGAGAAGAUCCUAUGCCUGCUUUUGCUGGUUAGACGAAAAGUUCAACAGAUAUCCCCGAAGUUGGAUACAGAGGAAGCCCUUACACCGGGUGUGAAUGAUCCUUUCGUCCUUCCCGCUGGCUGUUUGCCAUUCAUUCCUCACCGACAACUUGACAAGGACACAUCAAUUUGUCAUUUUCUCAAAAUUGAGAACCAUUCGCAUACAAUGGCACACGAGGCAUAUCUACCCGACCAGUUUGGGACAUCACAGUAUGCAGAAUCUCAGCAAGCUGUUGGACUAGGAACCCAACACUAUGACUUUAAGCAGCAGCAAACGCAGGGCUUCUGUCCAGAUCCACGAUCAACCAUUGAAUCGCCCUUCACACAGCAAGGGGUGGGUACAUCGUCAUCACCACCCACGCCAAUGUCUCACAAUAGCGACAUAAGACGAACACGUAGCGGUCGCUCCAUGGUCAGGAACGAUUCGCCACAUUCCAACGUCAACAGAUCAUCGUCAACACGAUCAAACCGUAAAAAAAAAGCUUCCGCAAACGAGAAGCACAAAACACCCAGACUAACCGCUCCGCUCAGUGUGCUCACCAAGGACAUGGUUGACGUACCUGUGCGCGACAUGGAAGCUUGGGUUAAGCGGUCGGCCGAAGAGCGAGCCAAAGAAGCCGAGAAGCGCAAUGGCUAUAUCACACGCCCGAUGAAUUCUUUUAUGCUGUACCGAUCCGCGUACGCUGAGCGCACCAAGAUGUGGUGUCUGCAUAAUAAUCACCAGGUGGUCUCAUCUGUAUCAGGCGAGAGUUGGCCUCUUGAGCCGCCCGAAGUUCGUGAGUUUUACAACGAACUAGCCAAGAUUGAGCGAAUCAAUCAUCAGAAUGCACACCCAGACUACAAAUUCUCUCCAAGCAAACCGGGCACUGUGUCUGGUGGUAGUGGUAGCAGUGGCAAGAAAAGGUCAAGGAUGAGCGAGGAGGACAGUGAGCUGAGUGAUGUGGAUGACCCGGACUGGGCUGCUGUGAGCGAAACUAGAAGCAGACCCUCUAAACGCGCUGGGAGAGACGCUGGAUAUACUGCUCAUGCCAAUCUCAGCGACGUCCAAGGUCACUUCAGUGAGAUAUACUCUCGUAAUGGCUCCAACUGGGGCCAAGCUGUACGACCACUCCCGAUGUCAGCACUGCCAUAUCAUCCGAUAUCAUAUCCACAACAGUUCUAUCCAAGCCCUACGAUGCAACAUCGUACAGUGCAGAUGCUGCUUCCACCAGAGCGUCAGCAGCAAGGCGCAUUUGGAAACGUCUUGUUUGACAACCCGUCCAUGCCUGCAAAUCAAGCUCUCAUUGGUCUCCCGGGAGGAAACCACGCUGAACUUCUUGGCCUAUCCACAGGGUUUGAUCAUCAAGUUGACCCAAUGCUUCUCGCUUUUAACGAUGGAAAUGGUCCUGGUGCUAAUCUAGACGCUCUUUCAGCGUAUACAUCCAACUACGAGCCACCCAAUUUUGCUGCUCAAUAUCGCAUCGAACAUGGAGCCGGCGGACCACUCAUCACAGAUUAUAGACCGAAGGAGUGGGUACCAGACAGUACGAGCCCUGGAUUCGAGAAUACAGCAACCGAAUUCGACAAACUGUGGGACGAGCAUGAGCUCGAUAGAAGGUUGGAUAUGCAAGGUGAGCACGGUCUCAGCGGCGAUGGGAUGGCAGACCAGCAGAGCGGGCCAGUUACGGGACUUGGUGAGCUGGUGAAAGCAGCUGAGACAGCUUGAUCAAGCGCAGUGCGACCGAGAAAGCUGGGAAGGUCUUUUGGGUAGUCGUUGGUUCUACGCCGCUGCGAUCCUCGUUCUCAGGCCCCGUUUAACGACGGCAGAAAGGCUUUCAGAUUAGUUUGAUCUAAACAGCCAAAGAUCGUCUCUACAUCUAGUUUGAACUCGCAGACAUUCUCGGGUUUUGCGUUGUGUUGACGCCAGUCACGGUAAGAGACGCUGGUCCUUGACAAACACAUUCACAUAGGCAUCUACACACAUUCACACACGCACACACAGCCGUACAAACAAAACAUGGAUGCGCAGCGUUAUUUGCUUUUCCGCCAUGGGUCCGGGCGUAAUCGAUACUGUAAGUGUAGAAAGAUGAUGGAAACGGGAAUUGAGACAAACGGCGAAAAGAGGAUCCAUAUGUAGGCAAAAAGAUGCUGCAAGCGGAAUGCCAAAGCCAGAGCCAGAC